Molecule: messenger RNA, 990 nt
Organism: Orbilia oligospora ATCC 24927
Lineage: Eukaryota; Fungi; Ascomycota; Orbiliomycetes; Orbiliales; Orbiliaceae
Exons: 3
Coding region: 1-990 (329 amino acids)
Biological process (GO): regulation of transcription by RNA polymerase II
Cellular component (GO): mediator complex; core mediator complex
Molecular function (GO): transcription coactivator activity
Source: RefSeq, a predicted model, not a curated record
AUGGCACAACCUGCCGAGGAACCGCCGUUGGAUGAAGUGUUAUGGAGGAUGCCGUGGUUUAUUCAGCAAUGGGGGCAGUUGAAUAGCAACAAUAUUCUUCUGUACUUCUUCAAUUCACCAUUUUUCGACAGGUCUAGUAAUAAUUCGUCGUUAUUCAUGCAAACCCAGACGAAUCCUUCAUUAAACCACUUGGUACAUAACCGUGCAGCCUUUGAGAGUCGGUUGAAGUCAAUGAUUGGCGUUGAAUUCGUUGUCGCUGCCGAAGACCCGGCGAAUGCUAUGUGGGUUAUUAAGAAGCAGAUGCGGAGAUCACCAACAGAAACACAGCUGCUGGAUGUCUAUUUCGUAGUCGGAGAGAAUGUCUUCAUGGCGCCAACAAUGGAGAAGGUUAUGACCGCUCGAUUGUUGACUGUUACAUCAGACAUCCUAAAGGCACAGGAGCUUUGUUCUUCUCUUGUUCAUUUUUCUACAGAGGCUGGGUAUACAUAUUUCCCACCACAGCCCUUACAACCUUCUCAAACGGCCUCUGCAAAUGCAUCCUUUUCGCUGUCCGGCAGUGUUCCUCCGCAAUCAUCUGCCCAGUCUAGCGUUCCACCACCACCACCUUCCACCCUUAGCAACGUGCCACCUUCAUCUGUUGAUGUCACCAUCACAAAAGAGUCCAUCAACAUGCAAUCUUCACUAGCAGCUAGUCUAAGAUUUAGUACCGUACCGGGUGGCUAUCUUGAUGAUAAUCCAAUUACGGAUCCACAACAGCUUAUGAUGGGAAAUAGUCAAAGUCAGGGCCACACCCAUAGUCAGUCACAAAGUCAACCAAGCCUCAACAAGGAAAAGGCAGCUGCGAGGGAGGCGUUACCUCCAGUUAGCACUGCUGCAGCCGCUGCUGCAGCCGCUGUCGCGAAGGACAAGGGGAAGACUGUGUCACCGACUAGCCCAGCCUCCAAGAAAAGAAGAAAGAGUAAGGCAGCUGGACUCGGCCUCGGCCCAUAG